UUUUUAUAUUGAAUUGUAGAAAUCAUUGCUGUUAAAUACAGUUUCUGGCAAGAAAAACCUGCAUCAACAACGUUACUCGCCAAUAUGCAUUUAUCGGCUGUUAGAAUUAUUUCUUUGCUGCAUUGAUCAAUUCCAUCUUCAUUAUGUAAAAUGAGUUACAAAAAACAUGAAAAGCAAGAACUGCCUAGUGGAUGGGUGGUGAAGCAAUCUAAGUCGUAUCAAAGAGUCUACUACUUCAACACAUUGACAGGAGUUUCCACUUGGGAAGUCCCAGAGGUUCUCAAACCAUAUUUAAAGCCACCCGGAAAUCGAUAUGUCAAUAAACCUGUUGGGAGUAGUAAAUCAAAACCAGAGACAAGGCUUCAUCUGCUGGAACCACACACAGAUGUUCAGGAAGGUCAGUUUUCUCCCACACAGGACAGUGAUGAGGAGGAUAGCCUAGAUUUAGAACAUCAGCCACAUGAAAGAGCUAAUACUUCUAGUUCAGUUCAGUCACUGAGGUUUGGCUCAGAAAGUUUACGUUCAGGAAAUAGCGUUGUUAAUCAACAUGAGAAAAAUAUCAAACUUGGUACCAGACAAGGAAGCAAUCAGUGCAGAGUUACUUCACAGCCAGUUGUGUGUCAGACACCUGAGCUACUCAAACAGAAAGAAUUGUCUAUUGGUAAAUGUGAUCAACCUCACUCCAGUGAUAGCGUCAAAGUGAAGACUUAUGGAUCACCUUCUGAUGUACAAACACCAAGUAGAAAAAAAAUCUCCACAAAUGAUGAUAAUUUGACUAAAUCUGGGGAGGGUUUAACACAGGGACUUCAAAAAAGGAUUGGACCUUCUCCAGAAAAGCUUUCAUCUCAUUCAUCAGCCAUACAUUCAAAUUUGAAAAGAAAUGCAGAAUCAUUUACUAACAGUAGUUACUGCAGUAAAACCACUAAACGACAGAAAACUUCAGAAAUAUCAGAUUUCUCAGAUUCAAGAAAAGUUGUAAAAAAAUUGGCAUCAUCUCCAUCAUCAGCUGUGGACACCUUUAAUCUCUCCCCCAGGGAAUCAUCCCCAGACCCAGACAAUUUACUGUUAGGUGACCUCAAGAAACGCGAGGAUAUUCAGUCCUGGAUUAAUCACCUGGAGUCGGAUGAAGUACCAUCAGAUUCUCUCGGAGAGAUCUUGGAUCCAGGUCUAGAUCAGGAUUCAGAAGAUGCUGGAAAUCUCAUUCUGGAUAGGAGCAGUCGUAGAGUGAUGCUUCACUCCAAUGAUAGCGGAUUCCUGUCUUUGGGAGAUACAAGCAAUAUAAGUGGCAUUACUAUGACAAUAAAAAAUGAUGGCCCUGUAAAAAAAGCUAUUGUCAAUCCAUGGAAAGGAGUGCAUGAAAAUCCCGUCCCAAUCCAUCACAAUCGACGAGAAGAAAUAAGCAUGGAAAUCGACGAGGUUCAGCAGGUCCUUAAUAAAGAGGAGGAACGACAGAUUGAAGAAAUGGACGUGUCAGAUAUUGUGCUGAGGGAGGUUCGAGACUCCGUGAAGAAAUGUCCAGAUGAGGUCAUAGGACAGCUUACCCAAGUCUUUACAACCGACCAACCAGAGCAUAUUCAUAACGUAGAUCAGGAUUUAUACAUAGUUGUUGACACAAAUGUCUUCAUAAGUAACCUGGCAUUUGUGGAGGAUCUUAGAGACCACUGCUUUGAAAAUUUCGGUCUUCCAGUGCUAGUCAUACCUUGGGUUGUGAUGCAGGAGUUAGAUGCUUUAAAAUCUAACAAGUCUUCAGCUGCUACAAUGUCCAUGAAGAUUGGUAAAUGUGCUCGUGAAGCAGUUGGAUACAUAUAUCAGUGUUUCCAAGACAACCACCAGAGAGUGAUAGGUCAAGGUGCAGCACAGGCAUCUGCAGCAUCUAAAGAAUUCCAAGCUGAGUGCAGUGAUGAUAGAAUUCUGCAAACUUGUAUGCAGUGCCAGAAAAACCGUCUAAAUUCCACUGUGAUUCUGCUCAGUAAUGAUAAAAACCUUCUGAACAAAGCAAGGGUGUGCAAGAUUACUGCUUUUGACAGAUUUCGUUUAUUAAAUGGAAUAAAAUGUCUGCAGACAAAACGUCCCUACAAGAUUGAACAGACCUUAGUCCAUAAAGAAUCCCUAGAGAAGCCGUCGAAAGCUGGUGCAAGUUGUCCUGUUGAUGUUCCCCCUGAUAAUCACAGUCAUCUGUUGGAUGAAAUGCUCUGCAAGUUAAAGAUGUGGCUGAAGGAUGCCCUGUCCAGUGUGUUGGAGACAGAAAUGAAGGCAGCGUAUGAUGACAUCUGGAUGGAGAUUGUCUUAAGGAAGCCUCCAUGGACACUCUCUGAUGUCUUGGAAUGCUUUAAGAAGCAUUGGAUUGCAGUCUUUGGUCAGAUCUACGAGAGAAGUUUAGUGAGCGUCGUGGACAGACUCUGUGCUAGAUUUAAACCUGUAACUCAUUUUCAGGUGAGCAUAGAAAUCCUCCUGUACUUGCUGAAUGACUGUCUGGGAUUAUUGGAGGAAUGCAAUAAACACAACAAGAAUGAUCUGAAAGUUGCUGAGGCUUUAUUUGGAAUGAAGAAAUGUGAAGAACUCUGUCGUGACCUUAAAACUGGAGGGGUCAAGGUUAACAGCAUUGAAGACUAUCUGAAAGGAAAGCCAAAGCAGACUGACAUCAAGACAAAGAUGUGUAUGGACAAAAAUAAAAACAAUGUGGACCAAUUAAGUGUUGAGGAUGUGGAAUCUAAACUAACCAAUAUCUGGGAAGUGGUGUAUUUUUGUUGUGAGGAUUUUCAAAGGGUGAUCGAAAACAGAAGGAGAAAUUGCAGUACUGAUCCUGAGCAACUUGAAAAAAUGUCCCUUGUGUUCCAAAAACUCAUUCCAGCACUGGAUGCAAUCAGAUACGAAUAUGAACAGGCAUUGCGAUUCAGUCCCAAGGAAAUCCUGGAGAAAGCAGCCCUUGUUCAUGGGCUGUGUGUUCAGUUGAAUAGUUUCUAUAUCAGAUUAAAUCUAAAGGCAAAGGAUGGUGAAUUGGAAGUGACUAAUUUGCAGGCAUUAUUUGGAAUAGAAAGCAAAAGACAAAUGCUUAAAGAUGGCUUGGAUCACCUAGAUAAAAUGAUUCACAAAAUUCAUGAGCAAAUGAAAAUCAUACAAGGAUGAAACUUUAGAAGACUGUCUGAUGUUUUGAAGAAUGUGUAGAAGAGUUGUGUUGGUUUACUCUGCUACAUAUCAUUUGCAAGAUCAUAAUGACCAAUACCAGUCAUACAGCUGUACUUGUAAAUAUGUUUUGAGAGAGAGAGAGAGAGGGAGAGAGAGGAGCUGUGUUCGUGUUGGUGUGUUUGAUGUUUAUACAUGUAGUACUUGUGUUGAAUAUUUUAGGGUUUGUUUUUCUUUUUUUUGAGGUUUUUGUGAAAAUUUUGUCUGAUUUGUCCUAUUAUAUAGGAGUUAUUAUCAACUGUUUUUGACUUUUCAGGUAAAAAAUUGAUUUGAUACUAUUUUGUACUUGGGUGUUGUAAUUUAUGAAAGUCAAUUUUUGGUUGUUGUUGCCAGUGACUUUUAAUUGUAAAUUUGCUUGUUUAUAUCUUUUGUCAUCAUCAUGGUAUGUAUAACAUUGGCCUAGUAUUAAGCAAUAUUAAUUUUAUCUCAUAAUGAGGUCACACGUGUUCAUUUGCAUGGUGCUAAUUAUACUCUUCAUUUUGUGUCCAAAACCAUUGAAGAUGUGAAUAUGCACUUUAGUGAAAUAUCUGGUGAAUGUCAACAGCAAUGUUCCUGUAACAACAAAUUCCAGAAUACCAGGAGAUUUUUCAAUUGAUUGCAGGAUUGCUUAAACAUUUGGGUCUGCCAAGUAAUAUAAUUUCAUCACUUUAAUAUCAGGUCUGAUUCUAGGUCAUGUGGGUACUCAAGUUUACAUUAUUAUGGUAUAUUCAACCCAAUCAUAUUGCACAUAAAAAAAAAACCCCAAAAAACAUCUACAGCACUCUCAUCUAUUGUUAGCUAAUCUAUGUAUAGUCUUUUGAAAAGAAUUUUCAGCUGGCCAGCACUGAAUUCUGUUCAAAAUAGGUUGGAAUAUAUUUUUAAAAAAUGAAAUUCAAGACAUUUUUGAAGAAAUAAAACUUACUUUAUUGUUAUGCUUGAUCAGUAAGUUCAUUAUCUAGAUUCAGACCUAUUGUGUUACCUGACAGACCAAAUUGUAUACCCUAUUAAGCAAUCGAUCAAGAAAUUUUUAAUUGAAAACGGUAUUCUGUAAUUUGUUGUAAACACGUAUUGAGGUACAGAUUUUCAGAUAUCAUAUUGUUAAACACUUAGUAUUAUUAAGUACAUAUCAUGCAGCUGGUACUUGUUAUUCUGUCUCUUAUGUAAUACUACAUGUAUAUGUAAUUGGGUAUACCAGUUGUUGAAAAUUUACUCAAUUCAAUUAGAAUUAGUGUAUAGUUUCUGAAAUGUUUUCUUUAUCAACAACAAACAAAACGCAAAAAAUUCUUUAUCAACAACAAACAAAACACAAAAAAAAAGACUAUUCAUAUUCGUUGUUGUGUAAAGGAGGCUACACCACUGUAUUACAUGUAUAUACAUAGUAAUGAUUUUGUAAAGAGAGGUCUAAUUUGUGUUUGUAUUUUAACUGUGUUUGGUGCUUCACUCAUAAAUUGA
Magallana angulata is the source of this 4614-nucleotide messenger RNA. RefSeq names its product transcriptional protein SWT1-like. The record is from RefSeq and is a predicted model, not a curated record. Gene Ontology annotation, cellular component: nucleus. Gene Ontology annotation, molecular function: protein binding. NCBI's taxonomy places the organism in Eukaryota, Metazoa, Mollusca, Bivalvia, Ostreida, Ostreidae. Bases 151 to 3126 code for a protein of 991 amino acids. The transcript is spliced from 22 exons.